AAUGGUUGUUUCUAAGUAACCUGAUUUAGCUGCCAUCUGAGUAAAUUUUCCCGCUCCAGAACAAAAUUGUUAUAGUAUUCAAGACUAUCUUCAAAAUCUGAAGUAUAGACACUAUCACUGUACACAAAUGUGAAUUCCAGCAGGCAUGCACUACAUCAUUGGGUAUUGUGAUUUCUUCUUAUUUCACUUAUCCAAAUGAACAAAUGCUUUCAAAAUUUGAAGAAGAGGACAAAGGAAUAACUUAGAUAGCGAUGUCAGAGUCUACAAACAGUAGCCUCCAUCCGAGAACUUCGGAGAUGGAAGCACUGGCCCAACGAGGUUACAUCGUGGGCAGUAAGAUCGGACAGGGUUCAUAUGCCACUGUACACCUUGCAGACUAUCAAGACCACAACUCCGACAAACACCAAAGAUUGGCAUGCAAGAUAUUUGACAAGGAUAGGGCACCUCAGGAUUUCCUUGACAAGUUUUUCCCCAGAGAAUUGGAAAUCCUAACCAAACUCGAAAAUCCUCAUGUAAUACAAGUCCACAGCAUACUACAGAGAGGACCGAGGGUUUUUAUUUUUAUGAGAUAUGCGGAAAACGGGGAUCUGCUAGAUUUUAUUAAGAAAAAUGGAGCCGUCAUUGAACCAAAUGCUAAGGAAUGGUUUCGUCAAAUGGCGAGUGGUUUGCAGUAUUUACAUAGUAAGCAGAUAGCCCACCGAGACAUGAAAUGUGAAAAUGUCCUUCUCUCCAAGAGAUUCAAUGUUAAAUUGGCGGACUUUGGAUUUGCCCGGUAUUGUGUUGACCGGGAUGGACACAGAGUGCUGAGUCAGACUUAUUGUGGUUCUGCUGCUUACGCCGCGCCUGAAGUCGUCAGUGGGACUCCCUACAAUCCCAAGCUGGCUGAUGUCUGGUCCUUGGGUGUCAUUCUUUACAUCAUGUUAAAUGCAUCCAUGCCUUUUGAUGACUCUAAUUUGAAGCAACUUCUAAAAGAUCAGGUGGCAAAAAAGUGGGUCUUCCGACCUAAAGUGCGUGAUGCAUUAUCUGCUGGAGCUAGAGCCAUGGUUAAUAAAAUCCUCGAGCCAGAUCUAACACAAAGAUAUACAUUGGAUUUGAUUCUGUCAAACAGUUGGAUUGAGCCAAGAAACAAUUUGAAAUCCAACUCCACCAUUCCCUCAUGGCCGUCCUUACGCCAUUCCUCUCCCAACCGCCAUCCUAUCACCACCAACGCUCACUACGCCGAUGAAGACAUGUAAAUAAAACAGCAGCAACUCUCAUUUGAUUUAGGAAAUAAAUUUUCUAUAUUGUAACUGUUGUUAUUAUACUUAUAAACUGCACUAAAUCAAUUCAACAA
This is a messenger RNA of Homalodisca vitripennis (glassy-winged sharpshooter), 1333 nucleotides long. RefSeq names its product testis-specific serine/threonine-protein kinase 1 (gene Tssk). The record is from RefSeq and is a predicted model, not a curated record. Gene Ontology annotation, biological process: protein phosphorylation. Bases 252 to 1235 code for a protein of 327 amino acids. The transcript has 2 exons. Lineage: Eukaryota; Metazoa; Arthropoda; Insecta; Hemiptera; Cicadellidae. Gene Ontology annotation, molecular function: protein kinase activity; ATP binding.